AUGGGCUACCUCACGGAGUUCAACCAACUCUAUGAGGAGCUCCAGGGAAAGGGAGUGGAGGUGUACGCCAUCACUGCACAGACACAGGAUCUCGUUGACCAGCUGAGGAGAGAUCUCAACCUGCAGUUCGAGUGUUUCUCAGACCCCACCCACAUUCUGAGGAACUAUCUGGCAGAACAGGAUCUCAUCGACAUACGAAUCUCCGGUGUUGAGACCCCUACCGAAGGAAAGUUUUACAAAGUCUACUCAAACUACAGAAACUAUUCUCACGGAUAUGCCCAGCCUGGCGUGCUGUGUAUGACGCCAGAUCGAACGGUUCAGUAUUCCUGGGCCAUCGAGCCAAGCACGAUGAACCUCGGUGGGGCGUCUGAUCGCCCUGUACCGGCCGACAUCUGGAGCAUCGUCCAGCUCAAGAUGACCGGCAAAGCCAGCGAACAGGAGAUAGAACAAGCUUACAGCCGAGUCCGUCGCCGUGGCAACUGCUCUAUCUGCACCAUCUUGUAACUAUGGCAAUGACCUCUAAGGACAAUAUUUUUACUCUACGUGUGUUUCUUUUUCUGUAUGAUGAUGUCUGUAAAUAAAUAUUGCUGUUUGUGUGUGCAUUGCUAUAUGACGAGGGUGCUUCUAAAUCAACAAGUAUAUAGUUGAAGAACACCCUCUGAUGUUUUAUAAUGCCCACAAACAAAACAUUAAAAUUUUAUAUAUACGCGCAAAAGUAUGCGGAGAG
Molecule: messenger RNA, 727 nt
Organism: Geodia barretti
Lineage: Eukaryota; Metazoa; Porifera; Demospongiae; Tetractinellida; Geodiidae
Source: the annotation of a GenBank genome assembly